CUGGCGUUUUCCUCAACACGCCACAGGCAGCGAAGGCGGCGAGGCGGCAGUGGGAGCGCCACGCGGAGGCGCCUCCUGUGCCCGGCUGCCGCACAUCGCUCCGCUUUCCCCAAAGGACGCAGCGCAGGCUCUAGGGGCGGCGGGGCCAGAGAGGGACUCCGCGCCCCCGCGCGUUCCCGCCGCGCCCCCAUGUGCCGGCGACGGGCCCCGCCACCAGGCCCUGCGCGCGCGCCCCGGCAGCGGCCCGGUGUGCGCUAAGCAGCGGCGGCCCGCGGCGCCGGCGCGGCGCCGGCGCUGUGGAGGGGCCGGGCCCGCCAGAGGUUUGUCCUCGCGCGAGCGCCGUCCGCGGCCGGCGCCGGAAGCGCGCGCGAUGGGCGAGACCGUCUCCAAGAGGCUGAAGCUGCAGCUGGGAGGCGAGGCCGAGAUGGAGGAGCGGGCGUUCCCCAACCCCUUCGCGGACUACGAGCCCGCCGCCGCCGCACUCGCCUCCGCGGCGGCCGAGGGCACGGGCUGUGCUCGGCCGCUGGCCACCGCGGACGAGCCCAGCCUGCCCUUCCACCCCGACGGGAAGAUCAUUCAAAAUUUCACAAGACAAAUCCAGACCAAAAUCAAAGAUCUUCUGCAGCAGAUGGAAGAAGGCUUGAAGACAGCUGAUCCCCAUGACUGUUCAGCAUACACUGGUUGGACAGGCAUAGCCCUUUUGUACCUGCAGUUGUACCGGGUCACCUGUGACCAGACUUAUCUGCUCCGAUCCCUGGAUUAUGUGAAGAGAACCCUUCGGAAUCUGAGUGGCCGCAGAGUCACUUUCCUCUGUGGAGAUGCCGGGCCCCUUGCUGUAGGAGCGGUAGUUUAUCAUCGACUCAGAAGUGAUUGUGAGUCCCAGGAAUGUAUCACAAAACUUCUUCAGCUGCACAGAACUGUUGUGAGCCAGGACUCAGACCUUCCUGAUGAGCUGCUGUACGGGCGGGCUGGCUACCUGUAUGCCUUGCUGUACCUCAACACGGAGAUUGGCCCUGGCACUGUGUGUGAGUCAGCCAUUAAGGAGGUAGUUGAUGCUAUCAUCGAAUCAGGUAAGGCUUUGUCGAGGGAAGAAAGGAAAGCUGAGCGCUGUCCCCUGUUGUACCAGUGGCACAGGAAGCAGUAUGUUGGCGCAGCUCAUGGCAUGGCUGGAAUUUACUAUGUGUUGAUGCAGCCAACAGCAAAGGUAGACCAAGAAACAUUGAUGGAAAUGGUGAAACCUAGUAUUGAUUAUAUACGCCACAAAAAAUUCCGAUCUGGGAAUUACCCAUCAUCACUGAGCAAUGAGACGGAUCGACUGGUGCACUGGUGCCACGGAGCCCCAGGGGUGGUGCACCUGCUGAUGCAGGCAUACAAGGUCUUUAAGGAGGAGAAGUACUUGAAGGAAGCCAUGGACUGCAGCGAUGUGAUCUGGCAACGGGGCUUGCUCCGGAAGGGCUAUGGGAUCUGCCAUGGAACUGCUGGAAAUGGCUACUGCUUCCUGUCCCUCUACCGCCUCACACAGGACAAAAAGUACCUCUACCGGGCCUGCAAGUUUGCAGAGUGGUGUCUGGACUAUGGAGCUCAUGGGUGCCGCAUUCCUGACAGGCCCUACUCCCUCUUUGAAGGCAUGGCUGGUGCAGUUCACUUCCUCUCUGACAUCCUGGUGCCAGAAACAUCACGGUUUCCAGCAUUUGAACUUGGCUCUUCACAGAGGGAUGAAAAGGUACAAAAAGACACGUAAAAUACCAGCCUGCUUCAUGCCUGACCCAGAACCAGCUAUGAAUCUGGAAAGAAAGGACAAGAAGCAGAUACUUGGCACAUCCCCCUUCCUCACAGAGACCCUGCGUCAGAGCAUGACCAACAGAAACCCUACCAUUCACGUCCUGUGUCCCCUUGCCAUGUGCAACAUGAGUUCUCCACACCCAGA
Ochotona princeps (American pika) is the source of this 1927-nucleotide messenger RNA. RefSeq names its product LanC like glutathione S-transferase 2 (gene LANCL2). The transcript is spliced from 9 exons. The coding region runs from base 371 to 1741 and encodes 456 amino acids. Lineage: Eukaryota; Metazoa; Chordata; Mammalia; Lagomorpha; Ochotonidae. The record is from RefSeq and is a predicted model, not a curated record. Gene Ontology annotation, biological process: peptide modification; carbohydrate metabolic process. Gene Ontology annotation, cellular component: plasma membrane.